Moneuplotes crassus is the source of this 2412-nucleotide messenger RNA. The record is from the annotation of a GenBank genome assembly. Lineage: Eukaryota; Ciliophora; Spirotrichea; Euplotida; Euplotidae.
AUGAGUGAAAAGAAAGAUUUCUCGACAGCCAUUCUUGAGAGAAAGAAGGCCCCAUACAAACUAAUUGUUGAAGAUGCGACUAAUGAUGAUAACUCAGUCGUUAUGAUCACUGCUCCUAAGAUGGAAGAAUUAAAGAUAUUCAAAGGAGACACUGUUCUUUUGAAGGGAAAGAAGAGAAAGGAUACAGUCUGCCUUGCACUUACUCCUGAAGAUGGAGAUGACUUGGAAGAUGGCAAGAUUAGAAUGAACAAGGUUGUCAGAAGAAACCUCAGAGUCAGACUUGGUGAUGUAGUCGGAGUUCACCCACAUAGUGAUGUCCCCAAUGCUGAGAAGGUCCAUAUUCUUCCUAUUGAUGAUACUAUUGAAGGUAUCACAGGAAAUCUUACUCAGACUUAUCUCAUUCCUUAUUUCAAGGACUGCUACAGACCUUUGAGAAAGGGAGAUACCUUCAUGGUAAGAGGAGGAUUCAAGUCUGUUGAGUUCAAGGUUGUUGAGACUGAUCCAGGAGAGUAUGUCAUCGUAUCUCCAAACACCAUGAUCUUCGACGAAGGAGAGCCAAUCAAGAGAGAAGAUGAAGAACAACUUGACGGAGUUGGCUAUGAUGAUGUUGGUGGAUGCAGAAAACAGAUGGCUCAGAUCAGAGAAAUGAUUGAGCUUCCUCUUAGACAUCCAACUCUUUUCAAGACUUUGGGAGUUAAGCCACCAAGAGGUGUUCUUUUAUAUGGUCCUCCAGGAUCAGGAAAGACUCUUAUCGCAAGAGCAGUUGCUAACGAGACCGGUGCAUUCUUCUUCCUCAUCAAUGGUCCAGAAAUCAUGUCCAAAAUGGCUGGUGAGGCAGAGUCAAAUCUUCGUAAAGCCUUUGAAGAAGCUGAAAAGAACUCACCCGCAAUCAUCUUCAUCGAUGAGUUAGACUCUAUCGCUCCCAAGAGAGACAAGACUGGAGGUGAAGUAGAAAAGAGAGUUGUAUCCCAGAUGCUGACUCUUAUGGAUGGUCUAAAAGGAAGAGGAUCCGUCAUCGUUCUUGCUGCUACAAACAGACCAAACUCCAUCGACCCAGCCUUAAGAAGAUUCGGAAGAUUCGACAGAGAAAUCGACAUCGGUGUCCCAGACGAAAUCGGUAGAAUGGAGGUCCUCAGAAUCCAUACCAGGAACAUGAAGCUUGGAGAAGACGUCGACCUCGCCCAGGUUGCUAAAGAGACCCAUGGAUAUGUGGGUGCUGAUAUCGCAGCUCUUUGUACCGAGGCUGCCUUACAGUGUAUCAGAGAGAAGAUGGAUAUUAUUGAUAUUGAAGAGGACAAUAUUGAUGCUGAGAUUUUGGAUGCUAUGGCAGUGACUAAUGAUCAUUUCAGAGUUGCAAUGGGCGCAUGUAACCCAUCCAGUUUGAGAGAAACUGUCGUAGAGGUUCCAGAUGUCAGCUGGGACGAUAUUGGUGGAUUGGAAAAGACAAAGAAAGAGCUUCAAGAGCUUAUCCUGUAUCCAAUUGAACAUCCAGAAAAAUUCUUGAAAUUCGGUAUGCAACCAUCCAAAGGAGUUCUUUUCUAUGGACCACCAGGAUGUGGUAAGACCUUAAUGGCUAAAGCCGUUGCAAAUGAAUGCUCUUCCAACUUCAUCUCAGUCAAGGGACCAGAGCUCCUGACUAUGUGGUUCGGACAGUCUGAGGAAAACGUCAGAGAAGUAUUCGAUAAGGCUAGAAGUGCCGCUCCUUGCGUCCUCUUCUUCGAUGAGUUGGAUUCCAUUGGUACUGCAAGAGGAAGCUCUCAAGGAGAUGCAGGAGGUGCAGGAGACAGAGUCAUGAAUCAGCUCCUGACUGAAAUGGAUGGUGUUGGUUCAAAGAAAAAUGUAUUCUUUAUCGGAGCAACCAAUAGACCAGACAUCCUCGAUGAGGCUUUGAUCAGACCAGGAAGAUUAGAUCAAUUAAUCUACAUCCCAUUGCCAGAUCCUCCUUCAAGAACCUCAGUCUUCAAGGCUGUCUUGAGAAAGACUCCAAUUGCUCCAAAUAUUAGCUUUGAUUUCUUGUCUUCACUUACGGAUGGAUUCUCUGGAGCUGAUAUAACAGAAUUGUGUCAGAGAGCUACUAAAUCUGCCAUCAGAGAAGCUAUUGAGGCUGAAGAGCAAAGAAGAGCCUUGAUGAAAGAUAAUGAAAAUGAAGAUGAACAAAUGAUGGAGGUAGAUGACCCAGUCCCAACCAUCACAAGAAAACACUUCGAGGAAGCCUUGGCUAGUGCUAGAACUUCAGUGACAACAUAUGAUUUGGAUAGAUUCGAGCAAUUUAGAAAGAAGUUCGAUCCAGCAUAUGCUGCUAGAGUCGGUGGUGGCCAGAGCAAUGCUCCUGCCUUCCAGUGGCCAGAAGAUAAUUCAGCUCAAUUCCAAAAUAAUGAUGAUGACGAUGAUGAUGACCUGUACAACUAAUGU